GUCUGUUUGUGUUUUGACGUUUUUUUUUUUUUGUAGAGAACCCCUCAAACCGCCACACAAGUUCAAAACCAAGGAGACUGUCAGCGUUCAACGCCUCGGAUAAUAAAAAAAAAAAGCAACGGAAGACACAAUGGCGUCCGACUCUCCACGCAGACCAAGUCGCUGUGCUGGAGGGGUUCUGGUGCGAGCGCAAGCUGCAACGGAGCAGUCGUACAUGGAAAGUGUUGUGACCUUCCUGCAGGAUGUGGUCCCUCAGGCGUACACUGGGGCUCCGCCCACCGACGAAAAAGAGAAAAUAAUUUGGGUUCGAUUUGAGAAAGCUGACAUCAACGACACUUCCCGCAACCCAGAGUUAAUGGAGAUGCACAGUGGAACCACGGACCCUCCCCUCUGCCUCAUGAUCGGCUACACCGACGGGAUGCAGAUCUGGGGCGUAUCUUUGGCGGGAGAAGCCCAGGAGCUGUUCUCGGUGCGCCACGGUCCUGUCCGAGCCGCUCGCAUUCUCCCAGCGCCUCAUAUCAGUCCUCUGAAGAUGGACAGUUUUGCUGACAAGAGGCCCCUGCUGGGGGUUUGCAAGAGCACAGGGUCCUCCGGGACGAGCCCUCCCUACUGCUGCGCUGACCUCUACUCUCUACGCACAGGGGAGAUGGUCAAAUCCAUUCAGUUCAAGACGCCUAUCUAUGACCUCCACUGCAACAAACAUAUUCUGGUCGUGAGCCUACAGGAGAAGAUCGCGGCGUUCGACAGCUGCACCUUCACCAAGAAGUUCUUUGUUACAAGCUGCUACCCCUGCCCCGGCCCCAGCCUCAAUCCAAUAUCUCUGGGAAGCCGCUGGCUAGCCUACGCCGAGAACAAGUUGAUAAGAUGUCACCAGUCUCGUGGUGGAGCUUGUGGUGACAACGCACAGUCUUAUACAGCUACAGUGAUCAAUGCUGCCAAAACUUUAAAGACAGGCCUGACAAUGGUGGGUAAAGUGGUCACCCAGCUGGCGGGAACCAUCCCCGCAGGCACUCCGGACGAGGAGGGCACGCCUCACAGCACGAGCCGCCGCAGCCCCCACAACCCCGGCGUGGUCACCAUCAUCGACACGCACAGCGUCGGCGAAGGACAGGUUUUGGUGAGUGAGGACUCGGACGGAGAGGGAGUGGUGGCUCACUUCCCAGCUCAUGACAAACCCAUAUCCUGCAUGCAAUUCAACCCCAGUGGAAUGCUGCUGGUGACUGCCGACACUCUGGGCCACGACUUUCACGUCUUCCAGAUCCUCACCCACCCAUGGGCGUCGUCACAGAGCGCUGUUCACCAUCUGUACACCCUGCAUCGUGGGGAAACUGAGGCCAAGGUCCAGGACAUGUGUUUCAGCCAAGACAGUCGCUGGGUGGCGAUCAGCACCCUGCGCGGCACCACCCACGUCUUUCCCAUCAACCCUUACGGCGGCGCGCCUUGCGCCCGCACCCACAUGUCCCCGCGGGUCGUCAACCGGAUGUCCCGCUUUCAAAAGAGCGCCGGCCUGGAGGAGAUCGAGCAGGAGCUGAACAGGGCAGCCGCCUUAGGAGGAGUAGGAGGAGGAGUCAUAGGAGGAGGCGGCUGCAUCCUGGGUGGAGGAGGAGGCAUCGGGGGCCGCUGUAGUCCCAUACCAGGCCUGUCCAGUAGCCCCUCGGGGUCUCCACUGCACGUCAAGCUGAGCAACCAGGACUCGUACAACAACUUCACCAAUAACAACAUGGGGAACCCUCGGCUGUCCCCGCUGCCCAGCCUCACUGUGGUGCUGCCUCUGGCUCAGAUCAAACAGCCCAUGACCCUGGGAACCAUCACUAAACGCAGCGGACCCUACCUCUUUGGGGCAGGAUGUUUUGCCAUUAAAACUCCAUGCAAAGCUAAGCCGCCUCCUCAGAUCUCCCCGAGCAAGUCCAGCGGAGGAGAGUUCUGCGUGGCCGCGCUCUUCGCCUCGUCCCGCUCCUGGUUCAUCACCAACCCCAACAUGAAAAGAGAGAAAGAUCAGUCCAGACAGUCGGUUGUCGACUCGCUGUACAUCAUCAGUUGCUACGGUAACUUGGUGGAGCAUGUCCUGGAGCCUCGGCCAAUUAGUACCGCUCAAAAGAUCAGCGACGAUACACCUUUGGAGCUGAGCACCUGCCCGAGGGCCUGCUGGACUCUGGCCAGGACUCCACAGUGGAACGAGCUGCAGCCGCCCUUCAACUCCAACCACCCCUUGGUGCUGGCCUCCGACCUGGUGCAGUACCAUCAGUAUCUUCUGGCCGCGAUGCCCCCAGGAAGCCCAGGCCCAAUCACGCGUCACGAGUCAUCAGACAGCCUGGCGUCGGACCACAGCGGUCAGGACGACGAGGAGUGGCUCUCUCAGGUGGAGAUCGUGACCCACACGGGGCCCCACCGGCGCCUGUGGAUGGGCCCCCAGUUUCAGUUCAAGACCAUUCACCCUUCAGGCCAGACCACAGUCAUCUCCUCCUCAUCCUCAGUGCUUCAGUCCCAGGGCCCCGCCGACGUCCCACAACCCCUCUUGGACUUCGACACAGACGACCUGGACCUGCACAGUCUGAGGAUCCAGCCGGUGCGUUCAGAGCCAGUCAGCAUGCCCAGCUCAUCGGGGCUGGUGGCCGACCGUCGAGGACAGUCCAACAUCAUGGACGCGGGAUCAGGUUUUUCCUAAAAACAGAAGCUCCUCGCUGCAAAUGAACCAUUUCAAUUGACUUUUUUUGUUUCUCUUUUGCUUUGUUUUUUCCUCGCAAGCACGCCUUUCAUUUUCACCCCCCCCUCCUUCAUCCAUCCAUCCAUCCUUCCAUCCGUUCACCCCCCUCCCUCUCUCCCUCACUACCCAGUCAUUGUUUUAUCAUUGGUGUGAGAGAGAGAAGAAGACAGGCGGGAGGAGGAGGAGGAGGAGGAGAAGGAGGAAGAGAGGAAGAUGGCCGGCUCUCUACUUGUCUGUCUUUCUGUUUGUCUGUCUGUUCAUCUCUGUCGAGGUAUGGCUUCAGAACCAGAAGUCAUACAGAGCCCAAGUCCAUUUGUUAAUAAUAAGUAAUAACUCUAAAAGGAAAAACGUUUAUAAUCAACAAUUAAUCUCAAUGUAAAUACUGAAUAGCACAGAAAUUAUGUUUAUAUACAACUAAACUGCAACAUCAAAGACUUUAUAUAGGAAACGUAAUCACUGUCUUUUUGAGUUAAUGAAGCAACACGUUAAUUAACGGCAGCGGAGUCACAGGGAGGUGAAUAAGUCACCGGGUUAAGGUCAGUGGAAAGAUGGUUGUAUAUAUAUUAAUAACCAGGUUGUGUCUGAAGUCACUGUGAACUUUCUCCGUAUUAAACCAGGAUGUUUCUCAAACCUGAACCAGGAGCCGAGACAGUCUGAACAGAACCGGCCAUUAGAAUUCACUUUGUCGUUUCGCUGCCCUCGCUCUCUCCCCGACAACACACUCCCUCGCCCAUCCAAGCCGUGUGUGUGUGUGUGUGUGAGUGUGUGUGUGUGUGUGUGUGUGUGUGUGUGUGUGUGACGUAGGUGAGGUGUGUGUGUUCUUGUAUCUGGAGCAGAGGGAAGUGAAGCGCCAAAGUGAGUUUGUCAAACUGUACUUGGUUGUGUUUUCUCUCUUUUCACAAAUUUAAACUUGUUCCGAUAGAAAAACCUGUGAUGAAUAAAAAGUAAACAAGAACGUUUUAAUAAAUUCAUCACACUGGUGUUAAAUCACACAUUUUUGAAGUUCUUUAGAGGAGAUUUAUAAAUAUAGAGAUAUACUGUAUAUCGCGAUAUAUAAAAAUAUCACAAUAUUAUGUUUAGGUCGUAUCGUGUGGCCACUACUACUGGAUUUUUUACUGGAAAAUUUUGGUGGAAAACAAAAAUAUCUGUGAACAAUUUACUGAUAAAUUCAGUAUCAAUAAAUUAGCAACUUGCCAAAAACAUAAAUGAACGACAUUUCCUCCUUAUGACAGAAAGCUUCAUGGAGUUGCAGGUAUAUUUCCUGAAAUAACAAUAAUGUCCAGAGUUUUUCAGAGACUCAGUUCAAUAAAGUAAAGCAACACAUCAGCUGAGUUAAUCUCCCGAGCAGCAUCAUCAGCUGUUGACAGGAGGUCGUAUCGUUAAACGUGUCCUGGUGAUUCAUCGUCGCCCCGUCAGUCUUCCAGCUGCACGGCUUCGUUCACGUCAAUUAAAACCAAACCGUGUUCGAUGCUUCAGGCGAACGUCGGCCAACAUCAGUAAAACGCUCACAGACAAAAUAUCCUGCUGUUCCGAGCAGUGUCCUCUGGUAGUGACUCCAGCUUUAUUAAACUGUCGUGUGGUUCUGUUCGGACUCUCACUGCUGCUGGUUCAAGUUAGAGAGAGUCUCCAGCAGCAGUGUCGCUGUGUCACAGCACAGGAACAUCUGGAGGAAUAUGAAUCAACACUAAACAAUGCAGCUGUAUAUACUAUUUAUACGAUAUGAUAUAUUUAUGAACACGGACAGAAACUCUUGUUUUCUUCCUCCUUUUGUUAUCUCCUUCUGACAGACUCAUAUUAGAUAAGUCCCGCCUUCUUGACCUUCAGCUGCCAAUCAAUAGGACACCUAACAACCAUGUGACCAUGGCAACUGACAUGUUAGUUUGAAGUGAAACUAGUGAUUUGAUGCCGUUCUUUUUUGAUCUUUUGAACCAUCAGAAACGUCACAGAGAGAAAUGUGACAGUGAAUAAAUCAGCACAGAGACCAAGUUGAGUUUCACUCCUGAUACUUGGUGAUGUUGUAAAUGAUCUAUUAAAAUUAAAAUGUCUCUGAGUACGUUUGGCCUCCGUAAAGACACAGCUUCUACUUCCUUGGUUUGUUUGGCAGACCUAAAGACCGAAAGACCUAAAGACCGAAAGACUUAAAGACCGAAAGACUGAAAGACCUAAAGACUUAAAGACCUAAAGACUGAAAGACUUAAAGACCGAAAGACUUAAAGACCUAAAGACCGAAAGACUUAAAGACCGAAAGACUUAAAGACCGAAAGACUUAAAGACCGAAAGACCUAAAAACCUAAAAACUUAAAGACUUAAAGACCUAAAGUUGAGGUUUGAUGAAACUGAACGUGAUGACGAGCCAAACAUAAUGAAGUUUUAAAAGAGACUCUUCCAAAAGGAGCUGUUUGAUUCAGGCUGUUAUUAACUUCACAUCUCCACUAAUACGUGAAACCGACUCGUUAAAUCUACAGUACUGACCAGUCAACUAACCAAUCACAUGACUCACAGUGACGUUAAACUUUAGGAGCCGUGUUGCCCGUUCCAAUGUUUGGUCCAACAAACCAAGUAUUUACCUGCUUGUGGGAGGAGCUGUCGGCGCCGACGUGUUUCUCUGUUUGUUAUAAUAUUAUGUGAGUGAGUCCUGGGGAGGGCGAGCGACGGGGCGUUGAACCUGUCCAGGUAAGAGCAUGAUGAUGCGUCUUUAGUUCAACAGCUUGUGCUUCAAAUUAAAACACCCACAUUCAUACGAAAACAUUUCUACAUCAGUCAUUGGUGCAGUAAAAUGUAUUGUUAAUCCCAGAGGGCCCCCCCCCCCCCCCCCCCCCCCCCACCUCCUGUUUACUCCAGAAAGGGAAGCUGCGAGUGGCUCAGCUGCGAGUGUAUGGCGCUGCAGUUGUUCUACGGAGCGACUCACACAAACACACACAGCGAGCAGCGUUUGCCCUUCAGGCAAAGAGUCCAGCUCUGAUUAUACAUCCAGCUCAGGAUGGGGGGGGGGGGGGGCACUGAGGGAGGAAGUGCAGGCAAGCUUCCUUAGCCGCUCGCUCCAAAUAGUUUGUAUUAAAAUACAUAAAGUGCCAUUUUUAAGGAAAUGCACAAGCUCAGUGAGAAGAAUGUAAAUAUGUAAAUCAUCCAUCACCAUCCGCCGCUUCAUUCUGACAUCCACUAAAACCUGUGACGCUCCAGCAGCAGCGGAGUAACCUCCGUCCAGCACGAGCUCGUGAAUCACAUGGAGCCACGCCGCCGCCGUCCGUCGUGUCAUGGUUCUUAUUUCAGAUUCAGAUCAAUCAAAUGACGACGGUGUUAACGGAUCAGUGUCAGUGUCAGGUGAUUUAGAAACAUCUUACAGACGUUCCCAUUCCACACAACGCACUGCGUCAUUCAGAGUUUAUUACUGUUGAAUAUCUUUUUAUUUUUCUAGGUUCAUGUAGUUUUGUUUUUUUUUCUAUCGCAACUUGAACUAAUCAAUGAUUUAUAUUAUGAAUGCAUCAAAUGAGGAUGUGUAGAGAUUUAUCACCAAUCAGCAGCUUUACACAAGUUACUCACUGUUUCCAACCUCAGCCUUUUUAUUUUUACAAAAUACAAAAGUUUAAGAAAAAAAGAAACAGAUAAAUAAAACAAAGAACUGGUCCUGAUGAACUGAUCAAUGGUUACUGGGAAAAUCUAACUUGGGUAUUUUACGUUGUCAGAAGUGAUUUCCUCUCAGUGUGUAUGUAACGGUGCGAGUUCCCAGACACACACGUUUAAACUGGAACGUUCCAAGAUGGCCGCUCUGUGCACCGGCAGACGUAGUAAUAGACUGUUUAUUCACACUUCUGUCUUAUUCUUUAUUUGUUAAGAACCGGUGUUUUGUUAACGAGAACAACAACAAUAUGUCCCAGUUAAUGGAACGCAGCAUAAGUGUUAGCGUGGAGCCUGCUAAUCACUUAGCAUAGCAUUAAUGCUAAACCUUUAGCACGGAGCCCAGGAGCACAAAGUCAAACUCUAGAGUCUCCUGUUGUACAUAUGUGUGAAAUAAAACAACUGCACGUCUGAGGUUUGACGGUUUUCAGUAACAGACACAUUUAUCUCGUCUCUUAUAUCCAGUUAAAGUUGUUCUUUUGUGUAAUAUGUAUAAAACCAAACUUCAUUUGUAAAUGUGCUCUGUGCCAUCUGUGUUGUUUCCAGUGAAAGUUCCCAUCAAACAUUAAACGGCCUGUUUUACCUGAA
Molecule: messenger RNA, 6907 nt
Organism: Seriola aureovittata
Lineage: Eukaryota; Metazoa; Chordata; Actinopteri; Carangiformes; Carangidae
Gene: bcas3
Product: BCAS3 microtubule associated cell migration factor
Exons: 24
Coding region: 131-2665 (844 amino acids)
Biological process (GO): autophagy; response to starvation
Cellular component (GO): cytoplasm
Molecular function (GO): protein binding
Source: RefSeq, a predicted model, not a curated record